Messenger RNA from Symsagittifera roscoffensis, 581 nucleotides. Its product is annotated as transcription initiation factor TFIID subunit 10-like. Lineage: Eukaryota; Metazoa; Xenacoelomorpha; Acoela; Convolutidae. Gene Ontology annotation, molecular function: RNA polymerase II general transcription initiation factor activity; promoter-specific chromatin binding. The transcript is spliced from 2 exons. Gene Ontology annotation, biological process: transcription initiation at RNA polymerase II promoter. Gene Ontology annotation, cellular component: nucleus; transcription factor TFIID complex; SAGA complex. The coding region runs from base 42 to 503 and encodes 153 amino acids. The record is from RefSeq and is a predicted model, not a curated record.
AUUUUGUCCCGAAAUAUCUACUUAAUUUUCAGAUUACCAAAAUGGAAAACAGUUUCUCGUCUCAAUUGUCAAAUAACAGCGGUGUGAACAAUUCCAAUGAAAUGAAUAUAUCUUCAUCUAAUAUGCCUCUUGUUGAAGAAUCUUCGAAUAGUGAAGUGACCCAAAGCGAAGCGCAGCAGAACACACAGCCACUGAUUGAUUUCGCCAUGCAACUGGACAAUGCCAACAGUGUAAUACCAGACGCGAUUGCAUUGUAUUAUCUACGCAAAGCAGGUUUCCACAGCGAAGAUGCCCGACUGGUCAAAUUAGUAUCUCUAGCAGCUCAGAAGUUCAUCUCAGAUAUAGCAACAGAUGCCUUAAACUAUAGCAAAAUGAGAAGUGGUGGCAGUUCAAAUGCAGCCGCGAGACAACAGACCAAUGAGCUGACUUUGACAAUGGACGAUUUGAAUAACGCUUUAGCCGAGUAUGGAAUUGUGCUGCAGAAACCUCCCUAUUAUCAUUAGCUUAAAUUGAACUUAAACUGAUUUUUUUUCUGUUUCUGAUGUAGUUUAAAUCCUUAAGUCGUAAUUAAAUUUUUCUUU